AUGGCUGGGUUGAGGGAGCAGGGCGUGACGGCACCGCUGUCCUUCCCGCAGGGACCGAGCAUCUCCAUGCUGCGGCGUAGGAAGAGGAAGGCCAGCAGCAGGCGCUGGGCUCUUCGGAGCAGCCGACAGCAGGGUGCAGAACAGCCUUCAGCGCCUGUGGCCGCAGGGUGUGCACCGAGCUCAGCUGUCAUGGCUGAGCCUCCACCCACAGAGGAGGUUACUGUGAAGGCAGGGAGGCUGUGGGCUGUAGCCAAGGAGGUCCAGAUACUGUUGCUGGCAGUGUGUGGCAUGUACCAGGGCUGGAGGAGCAUGCUGGCGCAGGUACGUGCUGGAAUGCUGAAUGCGCUACUCGUCUGGGGAGGCUACACGCAGCAGUUGGAGACCCUCCGACAGGAAGUGUCCGAACUGAAGAGGGAGAUGAGCGUCCUGCACCAUGCUCUGCAGGGUGGCCGUGGUGGGGGAGUGGGAGUGACACUGCCUGCUCUGGCGCAUGGCUGCGGAUCCACAGUGGAUCCUCUCCCCGCGCUUAUGCCACCAGCCCCACCUCCACCUCCGCCUCCUCCACCUCCGCCACCUCCACUACCUGCCCAGCAGCCGCAGAAACCUCUGCUGUUCAUCAAGAAAAGAGCAGCAUCCGAGUCUAGCUCUCAGGAGAAGCAGGCUCGUUCUGUCUUAGUGACAGUGAGGGAUUUGCAAGCUGUGAAGCUGAGAAAAGUAACAGAGCCCAUCAGCAAACAAAAGAUGUCCCCAAGGCAAAAGCGUGCCCCACUGGUCACUGUGGCAGACCUGCAGAAAGUCCGUCUGCGACGCUCUCACUGCGACCUGCCCCCAAAACUGCGCCUCCACCUGGGCAGAUCACCCACCAAAAACCCACUCAUUCUGCGUUCUAGUCUGAAAAAAGUCCAGAUUAACAGAAGCCCUGGCGGAACACCUCUGUUUGACAAGGAAAAGAUGGAGACAGGAACAGGCCUCACCCCCAUCAUGACUCAGGCGCUGCGGCGCAAGUUUGAGAGUGCUGUGCCCAGAAGCCCCUCUCCGAACUCUAAGCCUGUUAAAAGCUUUGAAGAGAACUGA
Molecule: messenger RNA, 1074 nt
Organism: Megalops cyprinoides (Indo-Pacific tarpon)
Lineage: Eukaryota; Metazoa; Chordata; Actinopteri; Elopiformes; Megalopidae
Gene: prr11
Product: proline rich 11
Exons: 9
Coding region: 1-1074 (357 amino acids)
Cellular component (GO): cytoplasm; nucleus
Source: RefSeq, a predicted model, not a curated record